This is a messenger RNA of Physella acuta, 1292 nucleotides long. Its product is annotated as ras-related protein R-Ras2. Gene Ontology annotation, biological process: signal transduction. NCBI's taxonomy places the organism in Eukaryota, Metazoa, Mollusca, Gastropoda, Physidae. Gene Ontology annotation, molecular function: GTP binding; GTPase activity. The record is from RefSeq and is a predicted model, not a curated record. Gene Ontology annotation, cellular component: membrane.
GUAUCUACAGCUGAAGGUCAGGAAUUAGCAAAUAAUUUAAAAAUUCAUUACAUUGAAGCUAGUGCAAAAAAUAGGCUCAAUGUGGAUCAGUCUUUCUAUGAACUUGUCAGAAUUGUAAGAACUUUUCAAGAAGAGGAAAGACCAGCAGUAAAACCUAACAGUAGACGGCGUAAAAAAUGUACUCUUCUGUGAUAUAUUUAUAAAUAUUCCAUUGAAUUUCAUUUGUUAUGUAAUAUUGUUAAAUGGCUAUGAUUUUAAAUUGUACUUUUAAAUAGUUUUACAUGCUACAAAACUAAGUUAAAAUAUAAAUGGUGCAUAAUAGUUAAAAAUGUGCGACAGUAAUAUUCAUAAUCUGCAGUUUCAAUAUUGCCACUAAUUAUAGUGUGUGUGUUUUUUGUUUGUUUUUUUUUUACUCUUUUUGGCAAAAUUUAUAUUAAUUUACACAAUCAACAACAGAACUAAGUUAUUAUGUAAAAUAAAUUUUUACACUAGAUGGUUAAGUUGCUUAAACUAAGGAUUAAUGGGAAAUCGACUGUAAAUAUUUAAAUUUAGCCUGUAGUUAUUAAUGGUCAAUUAACCAAUGUUUGAGUUUUAUAAUGAUGAUAUCAAACACAUUCAAAAUACAUAUAUUGUAUAUUUUGCUUUGUAAUUUUUUUGUAAAAGUGGAAUGUUAUCCAGUAUGUAAAAGGUUUUAGGUGCUUUGACCAUAUGUGUUUGACUACACCAGUACUUUGACUAUAGGUUGUUAUACUAUAGGGCUUUGAACUUUGAUGGUUUGACCACAUCAUGGCUUUGACCACAGCGGGGAUUUGAGAACAGGGGCUUUGUCCAUAGGUGGUUUGUCCACAUGCAGUUUUUUUAAAUAAUAAUAAACUUGUAUUUAAUUUUAAAUUCAUGAUGCAAUUAAAAAUAUAAAUUUAUAUGACAAGUUUCUUUUGAGUUGCAAUUAAUAGAAAUGAACAUGUUCUUGAAAAAAGUCUAUAUCAGUCAAACCACCUAUGUGCAAAAACCCUACGGUCAAAGCACCUGUGGUGCCACGUAAAACAUACCUCUUUAAGAUUUUAUAUUAUAAUUAAUGGAUAUAAACUAAACUUCAUUGAACAUGACUUGAAAGCAUUUUUGUGAUAUGAUUAACUUUGUUGUAUUUUUUUUCCCAUAAUACAUAGGUAGACAUCUAAACAUUAUAGUAUAAAAUUAGAUGUUUUUCAUUUAUUAACUAAUGGUCCAUACAUUUUAGAAAACUCAAAAUAUAGUCCAACCUAAAUGUUUUAAGCACUUCAUUCUUAGUAGUU